This is a messenger RNA of Nematocida ausubeli, 3024 nucleotides long. RefSeq lists its product as uncharacterized. The record is from RefSeq and is a predicted model, not a curated record. Gene Ontology annotation, cellular component: cytoplasm; SUMO activating enzyme complex. The coding region runs from base 1 to 3024 and encodes 1007 amino acids. Gene Ontology annotation, biological process: protein sumoylation. NCBI's taxonomy places the organism in Eukaryota, Fungi, Microsporidia. Gene Ontology annotation, molecular function: SUMO activating enzyme activity. The transcript has a single exon.
AUGGGGGAUAAAGAGAAAGAAGGUAAAGCAUCUCCAGUAUUAGAUAAAGUAUUCUCACCAAAGAUUGAUGAGUCAUUAUACUCUAGACAGAUAUAUGUAAUGGGUAAUGAAGCCAUGAAGAGAAUGCUUUCUUCGCAUGUACUUGUGCUUGGCUUAAGGAAUGCAGGCUUAGAGUUAGUUAAAAACAUUGUAUUGGCAGGCAUUAAGACUGUCUCCAUAUAUGAUCCAACUCCCUUGCAGGCUGAGUAUUUAAGCACAUUAUUCUACUGCACUGAGUCAGACAUAGGGGACCGAAUUGACAAAUCAGCGGAGUACAAGCUGAAGGAGCUUAACACAAAUGUAAAGAUACAGAUAUUGCAAGAAUUGCCAAGUGAUGAAGACCUGCGGCAGUAUAGCGCAGUUAUUCUCAACGACCAUUCAAUUGCACAUCAAAUUCAGGUGAAUGAGGUGUGCAGGCAAUACAGCGUGCCCUUCAUAGCAGUGCAGUGUAGGGGGCUUUUCUUCCAGAUAUUUUGUGACUUUGGGGAUGCCUUUGUUACAAUGGAUACAAACGGAGAGGCGCCUUAUAUUGGGACGAUUAAGUCAGUCACACCCACAGGAAUAGUAAGCCUAGUGGAGGAAGAGAGGCACUCCUUGGAGGAUGGAGAUACAAUUCAGAUUAAAAGCAAAAAUGCAACGUAUACAGUUACAGACACAAAAGCCUUCACUUUUUCAUUAGAAAGAUAUUCAGGUGAAGAUCUUCUUGGUCAGACAUUUGAGCAAAUAAAACAGAAAAAGGUAAUCUCAUGCAAAUCGCUCAAAGAGUCAAUUGCGCAUCCAGAAAUCCAGUCGGAAGACAAGAUCUCUCACCUGCUCCACACGUGCUUUACGUUUGAGGGGGAAACAUCCUCACAUGACGAGACUAUUAAUGCGUAUUUGCAGAAAUAUCCAACAGAAAUAGAAAACGUCCCAAUUAUCACAGAGUUCUUCAGACAGCCAAAGACUACAAUUGCACCCAUUGCAUCUGUUGCAGGAGGAAUUGCAGCACACGAGGUACUCAAGGCAUGCAGCAGCAAGUUCACACCCCUCCACCAAUUCAUGUACUACAGCGCUCUGGAGCUCCUUCCACCAUUGAAGAGUGCCAAGGAGGCAGAGCAAAAGAGCCAUGCGUCUGAAGGUGAAAACAAUGCUAGUAAUAGCCCAGCUAAAGCAACUAGGUAUACUCCUCUUCUGCAAAUAUUUGGAGAGAGUGCAGUGCAGACUCUUUUUAAGGCUGGUAUAUUCAUAGUUGGAGCAGGUGCUAUAGGAUGCGAGCACAUCAAGAACAUCUCUAUGCUGGGGGUGGGCCAGAAUGGGUCAAUUGCAAUAACAGACAUGGAUGCAAUUGAAAGGUCAAAUUUAAAUAGACAGUUCCUCUUUAGGCCACAUGAUAUUUCAAAUAUGAAGUCUGUUGUGGCAGCCAGAGAGGCAGAGGCCUUAAACCCAACCAUCCACAAUAGAAUCAUUCAGUCAUACACAAGUAAGGUAGGGAAGGAAACAGAGUGCAUCUUUAACGAUGAAUUCUUUGGGAAGACAAACCUAAUCCUAAAUGCACUUGAUAAUGUUGAGGCCAGGCUGUACAUUGACAAUAGAUCAGUGUACCACAAGGUGGCUGUGAUUGAUUCAGGCACUCUUGGGUCAAAGGGCCAUACCCAGGCGAUUAUCCCACAUGUAACAGAGCACUACGGGAACAGCAAUGAUCCACAGGAGAAAUCCAUUCCUCUUUGCACCAUAAGAAACUUCCCCUACCUGCCAGUGCAUUGCGUAGAAUGGGCUCUUGCUGACUUCAAGACACUUUUCUUUGAAAGAAUAAUUGAAGCAAAAAGGUCGAUUUCAGAAGCUGGAGUGGAUGCGCUUUCUGAGGCAGCAUGUGAUCUCAUAAACAAUAUCCCAAUGUCACCCAAGGAGGCAGCUGGAUAUGCUGUGCGCCUGUUUGUUGAGCGGUUUAUUGUGGGGCCAAUGAAACUCUGUGAGUCAUUCCCCCGAGACCACAUAACAGAGGAAGGAACACCGUUCUGGGUGCCCCCAAAGAAGAUGCCCCGUGCUGAAGCCCUUUCUUUAACAGAUCCAUGGCACAUGGGAUACAUCAGAAGUACAUAUGACCUGGUGCUUCGAACAUUCUCUGUUGAAGGCAGCCUGUCAUUUGAAGGGGCCUUGCUGGAAUACUUCCAAGGGAAAAAUACGUCCAGUAGUGCAGAAGAAGGCAAUACCCCAGAUAUUUCUCAAAUUAAAAAUGAAGAUGUAUCUAGAGUCGUGGACAAGCUGCGCACUGAAAUGAUGGGCCGCGCAGACCCUGCAAGAGACACUUCUGGGGUUGAUCUCUCCUCUAUAAAGCUAGAAGAAGAAGAGUUUGAAAAGGACUCAGAAGUGAAUGGCCAUGUGGAGUACGUGGCGUGCGCCUCAAAUAUUCGAGCUAGAAUGUAUGGAAUAGACACAUUAGACCGCUUGGAAGUAAAGAGAAUAUCCGGCAGGAUUAUCCCAGCAAUUGCAACUACAACUGCAGUGGUCUCUGGGCUAGCAGUCAUUGAAGGAAUGAAGUACCUUCUGCACCAUAAAGCAGAAGAAGCCAAUUCAGAAGACUCCCGCCUAGAUAUAUACCGGAACACUUUUGUCUCGCUUGCUCUUCCUCUGGUCAUGAGCAGUGAGCCCAUCCAGCCCGUGAAAGAGAAAGUGCCUCUCCCAGCAGGCGAGAUCACGGUUGGCCCAUGGGACGUGAUUGAGAUGCAGGAUGCACCUCUCUCUGAAAUAAUGAAGACCCUAGGAAACCAGUGGGGCGUAGAAAUACACACAGUAAUGAGUGACUUAACUGUUUUAUACUGCUCUUUCUACAAUGUAGCCAAAUUCAAGGAGAAUUUAGACAAAAAGCCGUCCCAAAUUCUCUAUCCCUCCGGUGUGCCAAUGGGUGUGCAGUCUGUUAGAGUAGACAUGGUAGUGGAGGGAGAGGAUGGAAAUGACUUACCCGUCCCAUUCGUAAAGGUGUUGUUUAAAGGACAAGGCACCUCAUAA